Molecule: messenger RNA, 2632 nt
Organism: Mytilus californianus (California mussel)
Lineage: Eukaryota; Metazoa; Mollusca; Bivalvia; Mytilida; Mytilidae
Product: solute carrier organic anion transporter family member 4A1-like
Exons: 12
Coding region: 16-2346 (776 amino acids)
Biological process (GO): sodium-independent organic anion transport; transmembrane transport
Cellular component (GO): membrane
Molecular function (GO): protein binding
Source: RefSeq, a predicted model, not a curated record
UCUAAAUCACGUGCAAUGGAUAACCAAAAUAUCGAAAACAAUUUACCAUGGAAACACGAAAGCAAAACCAACGGUUCCAACAAUAAUCCGAACAAAUCAUCAAAUGGAAACUCUUAUUCCGAUGUUAAAAAUUCAAAAACAGUAUUCAAUAUUAACGGAAAUGAAGAAAAAGCUCCAUUAGAUUUCUAUAAAAGUGACGAGAAUAAACUAAUCUCAGAUCUAACAGGAAGUGACGCAAAACCUGACAUAGACAAGGAAUGGGAAGAUAAGCAUCUUCGUUACGGAUGGUACAACUAUAAACCAAGAUGGGCACAAGUGUUUAAUUCCAUUCGUUGGUUUGUUUUCUGGACAUGUGUUUUUAGUUUAGUGCAAGGUUUUAUCGUAAACGGUGUCAUCAAUGCAGUAAUAAGCACGUUAGAAAAAAGAUACGAGUUGCCAAGCUCAAAGUCAGGACUAAUAGCAAGUUCAAAUGACUUUUUUGCGUUUUUUCUUGUCCUAGCGAUUAGUUAUUAUGGAGGAAAAAGGAACAAACCAAAACUAAUUGGAAUUGGGAUUUUAACAUUGGGAAUAGGAUCGUUUGUGUUUUCUCUGCCACAAUUUCUGGCAGGAGAAUAUAAUUUUGGAUCAACUGAUUUGAAUCAAUUUGAAAAUGUUUGUAGAAAUACAACAGAUUCGUGUGAGGGUCCACAGGAAAAGAAAUCUCAUUUACAGAAAUAUUUAUAUGUGUUUAUGCUUGGCAAUGCCUUACAUGGAGCAGGUUCAACUCCCAUGUUUACUCUCGGGACAACAUUCAUCGACGAGAACACAAAGGCGGAAAUGACAUCUCUAUAUCUUGGACUUAUAUAUGCUGCCGCAUCUAUUGGGGUAGCUGCUGGUUACAUGGGUGGAGGACAAACUCUUUGGCUCUUCACCGACUUCUACAGAAAAGAUCCUUCUGAAAUAUCUAUAACACCCGCUGAUCCCCGCUGGGUUGGUGCCUGGUGGCUAAGUUUCCUCGCCAGUGGUGCUAUUAUGUUCAUUGUUGCCAUACCAAUGAUCGCCUACCCAAAACAGUUACCAGGUAGCGCUGGAAUUCAAGCAAAACGAAAGUCAGAAGCCUAUCAAGGAAAACAAGUCAAGAAAGUAAAAGACGAGAAUUUUGGAAAAUCUUGGAAGGAUUUUCCGAUAGCCAUGUGGAAUUUAGUUAUGAAUCCUACAUUUCUGUUCAUGUCAUUGGGAGCUUGCACUGAAGGAGCUAUUAUUAGUGGAGUUGCAACAUUUGGACCAAAGUUCUUCGCUGAGAAAUUCAACUUACCACCAGCGUUUGCUGGUUUGAUAAUGGGUUGUGUAACAGUUCCAGGAGCCGGUGGGGGUAUGUUUGUGGGAGGAUAUGUUGUGAAAAAGAAGAAACUGAAGUGUCGAAGUAUCAUCCGGUUUAAUUUAGCACUUGGUUUCAUUGCUUUAUUUUUUGGUUGCUUAUUUCUAAUUGAAUGCCCAACCCAACGCAUUAGUGGUGUAACAAUAGAUUAUAAAACACAUAGAAACAGAGAUUCUGAUCACAAUUUAGGGGCAACAUGUAAUGCGGAAUGCGGAUGUUCAGCUAUGGUAUAUGAACCCGUAUGUGGAUUAGAUGGCUCACAGUAUUUUUCACCAUGUCACGCUGGGUGUUCAUCUAAGCAUUCCUUUAUAAAAUCACCAAUGGGACCUAUCAAGAUGUAUUUGGACUGUGAAUGUGUUGAAGAAAGCAUAACAUAUAAGAUGAACAACUCUAUGAAUAAACAACUAGAACAAACAGAUCAGAUGAGUAAAACGACAAUGCCUUCAAUUGGUUUCUCAAGGACUACGAACUCUAUGUUAUCAAAUUCAUCAAACAUGACUGGUCCAAUAGGUCCUCCAAUGGGAGCAUAUCAAGGAAUUUGUAUGUCCGACUGUAUUUUGAUGUACGUUGUGGCGCCGUUAUUGUUCAUCGGAAUGUUUCUGACUUUUUCAACAGUGUCACCAUGUCAAACUGCAACAAUGAGAUGCGUUCCACAAUCUGAAAGAGCUCUAGCAAUAGGAUUCCAGUGGCUAUUGUUGCGAUUAUUAGGUACGACCCCUGGUCCAGUAAUGCUCGGUGCUAUCAUUGAUAGUGCUUGUAAAGUAUGGCAGAAUAUUUGUGGGGAGACGGGUAACUGCUGGAUCUAUCAAAAGACGGACAUGGGAAUCAAAAUUUUUAUAUGGUGGUGUUUAAUGAAAGGUUUAGCAGUACUGUUUUAUUUCCUAGCUCAAUAUUUUUACAAGGCACCACCGGAAGACGCUGAUACAGAGUGCGCUGAAAAACUAAUGCAUCCGGUUGAACAGUUGGAAACACGAGAGAGUGUCUUAUAAAAAGGUGUGGAGUUGAUAAAUGCAUACCUAUCAUAGUCCAUUUCUAGACAUAUCAUAACUGUUGGACAAUACUGGUAUUUUUUUCAGGGAUACAAUUCAUUUUAUCAUCAUCAUAUUUAAGUAAAUACAUUUACUAUUUAUAAAUAUGUAUCGCAUGCUUCAAACGUGACAACUUGUUAACGACGAGCUAUCAGAAAUCUAUUUUAGAACGACAAGGUCUUGACCGAAGCAAUCGACUAUCUGACAAAAUGUAUAUUGUAUAUGUUCUAUUAAAUGCUUACCCUUA